AUGGCUACAACUACUGCAAAGUCUGACCCAACGGGAUUUGAAUGGAUUGAGGCAUACCACCAGUGGAUUCCUCCUCUUGCAGUCGAGGGUGGAAUCGAUCCUGAGCUUGGUGGAGCCUUGUCUGUUCUGUAUGUUGCUCGAGCUGCAAUCGAGAACGAAGGAACCUAUCCUGGUAAGGCAAAUUACAACUAUGCCUGGAUUCCUCACAAGGGAAGGGUAACCCAAUUGGAGAAGGGAUACGAGGUCCUCAUUGCUCCUCAGAAUGAUAAAUUGUUCAAGUAUUUCUGGUUUGAUAUCACUGGGCCCUUUUCGACAAAAAUCACCUGGAAAGAUGUACCGUGCAUUAGUGGAAAAGACAAAGAUGGUAAUAUUUUGUAUGUUGCACAAGCCGACAUUGACGGCGGAACUCACUCCGGUUACGUCUCGAAUGGAGAAAUCGCGUCCAUCCCACACGGUGACAAAGUGGAAAAGGUUGAAACAUAUCGUGUGCUUGUGCAAGCUCAUCGAGGACAAUGA
Messenger RNA from Fomitiporia mediterranea MF3/22, 516 nucleotides. RefSeq lists its product as uncharacterized. The coding region runs from base 1 to 516 and encodes 171 amino acids. The transcript is spliced from 7 exons. NCBI's taxonomy places the organism in Eukaryota, Fungi, Basidiomycota, Agaricomycetes, Hymenochaetales, Hymenochaetaceae. The record is from RefSeq and is a predicted model, not a curated record.